GUCCCGUUCCCCACUUCCUGCCCUACAACCGCCUCCACCCCAACGGCUGCUGCCCCACAGCUGCCCCCCAACUUGUGGGGCGGCCCCAUGGCGCUCCCCACCGCCGCCCUCUACGCCCUCCUGGCCGUCGCCCUCCACCCAUCGCUACCGACCACCGUGGGCCGCCCCACUGCCCCACUGACCCCCAGCGACCCCCAAGUGACCCCCAGCGACCCCCAAGUGCCCCCCGGCGCCCCCCAAGUGACCCCCAGCGCCCCCCAAGUGACCCCCGGCGACCCCCAAGUGGGCACCCAAAGGCUCAGCCCCGGCUACCAAAGAGACUCUGUUGGCCACCAACCGACCACCGUUGGCCACCAAAGAGCCUCUAUUGGUCACCAAUUGACCACCAUUGACCACCGACCACCCCAAGAGGCCACCAUUGGCCACCAACCGACCGCCGUUGGCUACCAAAGAGCCCCCGUUGGCCACCAAUUGACCACCAUUGACCACCGACCACCCCAAGAGGCCACCAUUGGCCACCAACCGACCGCCGUUGGCUACCAAAGAGCCCCCGUUGGCCACCAAUUGACCACCAUUGACCACCGACCACCCCAACCGACCACCGUUGGCUACCAAAGAGCCCCCGUUGGCCACCAACUGACCACCAUUGACCACCAAUUGACCACCAUUGACCACCAAUUGACCACCAUUGACCACCAAUUGACCACCAUUGACCACCAAUUGGCCACCGUUGGCCACCAAAGAGCCCCUGUUGGCCACCAACCGACCACCGUUGACCACCGACCACCCCAAGAGGCCACCAUUGGCCACCAACCGACCACCGUUGACCACCAACCACCCGAACCAACCACCGUUGACCCCCAACCGACCACCGUUGACCCCCAACCGACCACCGUUGACCCCCAACCGACCACCGUUGGCCACCAACCACCCCAAGAGGCCACCAUUGGCCACCAACCGACCACCGUUGACCACCAACCACCCGAACCGACCACCGUUGGCCCCCAACCGACCACCGUUGGCCACCGACCACCCCAAGAGGCCACCGUUGACCCCCAACCGACCACCGUUGACCCCCAACCGACCACCGUUGGCCACCAACCACCCCAAGAGGCCACCAUUGGCCACCAACCGACCACCGUUGACCACCGACCACCCCAAGAGACCACCGUUGGCCACCGAUUGAUCACCGUUGACCCCCAACCGACCACCGUUGACCACCAACCACCCGAACCGACCACCGUUGACCCCCAACUGACCACCGUUGGCCACCAAAUGACCACCGUUGACCACCAACCACCCGAACCGACCACCAUUGGCCACCAACCGACCACCAUUGGCCACCAACCGACCACCGUUGACCACCGCCCCCCAACCGUCGGCCACCGCCGCCCCCCAUUGGCCAGCAGCCCAUUCCCGGCCCCGGACCAGCAGCGAUCCGCCCCAUGGCCGUGGCUCACGGCCACGCUAGCCACGGCGGCCAUCUUGGUAGCCACGGUGAUCGCGGUGGCCACGUGGCUCCGCCGGAAACGCCGGUCCGGUUCGACCACGUUGGGGCCAUGGAUCGGACCGGCGCCGGUGGGGGAGGAAGAGGGGGAGGUGGGGGUGGCAACGGUGACCAGGCCUUUGGUAGCCACGGUGGCCACCGGGCAGGAGGUGGCUACUAAAAUGAGUACCUUCGUAGCCACCGGGGAGGAGGGGGAGGGGGAGGAGGUGGGGGGAGGGGGGGACAGCGCGGGGUGA
Messenger RNA from Gallus gallus (chicken), 1743 nucleotides. Its product is annotated as extensin-like. The transcript is spliced from 2 exons. Bases 88 to 1743 code for a protein of 551 amino acids. Lineage: Eukaryota; Metazoa; Chordata; Aves; Galliformes; Phasianidae. The record is from RefSeq and is a predicted model, not a curated record.